AUGAAAAUUGGUAUAUGGAAUACACAAAGUAUUAGAGGAAAAUUGGAAGAAGUAGUGAAAGAACUAAAAAAACUAAAUAUUGACAUUGCGUCUUUGAGUGAAACAAAAAAGAAAGGACAAGGUAUUGAACAGGUCGGAGAUUAUAUACAUGUUUACAGCGGAGUACCAAAAGAAAAACGGGCCUGUAAAGGAAUUUCAUUGCUGAUCCACUCGAAAUAUAAAAAGUUUAUAACUAACUGGACACCUGUAAACGAAAGAAUUCUUACGGCUAACUUGAACCUUUUUGGAUAUAAACUGACAAUUAUUGGAACAUACGGACCCAACGAGGAUGAAGAAGUAGCUCUAAAAGAUCAAUAUAUGGAAUUACUAAAUCAAACAAUCAUAGACAUUGGAAGUACCAGAGAAAUUGUGUUGAUUGGAGAUCUUAAUGCCAGAGUAGGACGAAGACUUAACCAUCAUACAGUUGGUAGACAUGGUGAAGAAACAGAGAAUGAAAAUGGACGACGCUUAAUUAAUCUAUGCGAACAACACGAAUUAAAGAUCAUGAACGGAUACUUUGCACACAGGGACAUUCACAAGUUUACUUGGAGACAAGAAACAAGACACCUAAAAUCAAUUAUUGACUACCUCAUAGUGAAACAAAAAACUAAUCUUAAAAUUAAUGAUGUUAGAGCUUGCAGAGGUCCUGAGUGUGGAAGUGAUCAUUAUUUAGUAAAAGGGGAGAUAAGAAUGCCAUAUAGGAGAGAAAAUAUAAAUGAAGCAACAAAAACUAGCUCGACCAAUACAAUAUAA
Messenger RNA from Sitophilus oryzae (rice weevil), 792 nucleotides. Its product is annotated as craniofacial development protein 2-like. The transcript has a single exon. Gene Ontology annotation, molecular function: catalytic activity. The coding region runs from base 1 to 792 and encodes 263 amino acids. The record is from RefSeq and is a predicted model, not a curated record. Gene Ontology annotation, biological process: chromatin remodeling. Gene Ontology annotation, cellular component: nucleus. Lineage: Eukaryota; Metazoa; Arthropoda; Insecta; Coleoptera; Curculionidae.